Messenger RNA from Myotis davidii, 657 nucleotides. It is a transcript of the gene NEUROG1, whose product is annotated as neurogenin 1. The transcript is spliced from 2 exons. NCBI's taxonomy places the organism in Eukaryota, Metazoa, Chordata, Mammalia, Chiroptera, Vespertilionidae. The coding region runs from base 1 to 657 and encodes 218 amino acids. The record is from RefSeq and is a predicted model, not a curated record. Gene Ontology annotation, molecular function: protein dimerization activity.
AUGCCAGCCCCUCUGGAGACCUGCCUCUCAGACCUCGACUGCGCCAGCAGCAGCAGCAGCAGCAGCGACCUGUCCGGUUUCCUCACGGAUGAAGAGGACUGUGCCAGGCUCCAACAGUCAGCUUCCGCCUCGGGACCGCCUGUGCCGGCCCACAGGGGCGCACCCGGGAUUCCCGAGGCGUCCGAUACUCCCCGGGCACACGACGACGAGCAGGAGCGGCGGCGCCGCAGGGGCCGUGCACGGGUCCGCUCCGAGGCACUGAUGCACUCGCUUCGUAGGAGCCGGCGCGUCAAAGCCAACGACCGUGAGCGCAACCGCAUGCACAACUUGAACGCAGCGCUUGACGCGCUGCGCAGUGUGCUGCCCUCCUUCCCCGACGACACCAAGCUCACCAAGAUCGAGACGCUGCGCUUCGCCUACAACUACAUCUGGGCUCUGGCCGAGACUCUGCGCCUGGCAGACCAGGGGCUCGCGGAGUCCUGGGGUUCCGGUGCUGCCGCCUCCCCAUGUGCUGCCGCCUCCUCACCACUCUCUGACCCCAGUAGCCCUGCCACCUCCGAAGACUUCUCCUACAGUCUUGGCGACCCCCUUUUCUCCUUCCCCAGCCUGCCCAAAGACUUGCUCCGCACAACGCCCUGUUUCAUCCCUUACCACUAG